Onychostoma macrolepis is the source of this 6007-nucleotide messenger RNA. RefSeq names its product IgLON family member 5 (gene iglon5). Gene Ontology annotation, biological process: cell-cell adhesion. Gene Ontology annotation, molecular function: cell adhesion molecule binding. Gene Ontology annotation, cellular component: neuron projection; cell-cell junction. The record is from RefSeq and is a predicted model, not a curated record. The coding region runs from base 540 to 1751 and encodes 403 amino acids. NCBI's taxonomy places the organism in Eukaryota, Metazoa, Chordata, Actinopteri, Cypriniformes, Cyprinidae. The transcript is spliced from 8 exons.
CGCAUGACAAUGCAGCCCACGCUUCUUUUCAUUACUCUGUGCAAUUUGGAGCGCCUCCGCCGUGGCUCCGUCUCAAAUUAAAAAAGCCCAGUGCUUGGCCAUUGCAUGCCGCAUGUCUCCUUUUGUCUUCCUCUCUGUCCAAUCAUACUUGGCAAGCCGUCGCUUCACUGGCUUCGCAUUGCACGUUAAACACCAAGACCUUCCGGGCGCUUCUUAACUCUUGACUGCACUUGUGUCUCGUAUAUUAAACCUCGAAGGCAGGACGACCCAAUAUUGGCCAGCAGAUAUUAAGGACAGGGAUUAUGAGCAGGACUGGAAGACGGUGCCACGCUGGCAUUUGGCAGCGUUGACGUGGCUAGCGACGGAGCCACGCCGAGAGAGCGCAGAUAGCACGCUAAUCUCUGUUUGCAGAGGAAAUUGGAGCGUAUUUUGCACACCCUGAAUAGAUAAGAACAAGAAUGGCGUUUGAAAACUAAAAAGGAAUUUGACGUUGUCGGUGCCACCUGCAAACAGCCCGAAUCAAAUUCACAUUUCCUCUGAUGUCCCGGUUUGUUCGUAUCCCAGUGUGUAGUUUAAUUCGUGCAUAUGAAAACACACGUGUAUGUGUUUGUACACAAGUGACAGUGCUCAUGCACGAGUGUGUGUGUGUGUGUGUGUGUUUGUUCCCAUUGCAGUGGCGGUUCCUUCAUUUCACGCUCUGCCGCUUCCAUGCGAAUCCUCUUCCCCGGGCUCAUUAUCGGGUCUGUUCGACGAGUGCAUGGCCAGGCGGCACGCGGGGCAGGGCCCAAUCAUUAUUCAAGCCCGCUGACGGGCCCACCGGUGCUCAGGCGGCUGAGUUCGGACACUUGCCCGACAACAUUACCGUGCUGGAAGGAGAAAGCGUCGUUUUGAGAUGCAAGAUAGACGAGGAGGUCACUCACAAGGCGUGGUUGAACCGCUCCAACAUCUUAUUUACGGGCACAGAUAAGUGGUCCCUGGACUCCCGCGUCUCCCUGGUGAACAACAACAACAGCGACUUCUCCAUUAAGAUUGAGCAAGUGAUGGUGGCAGACGAGGGACCCUACACAUGCAGCUUCCAGGCCAGAAACCAGCCCCGUACGGCCCACGUCUACCUCAUCGUUCAGGUGCCGGCCAGGAUAGUGAACAUCUCGCAGGAUAAAUCCGUGAAUGAAGGUGAAGAUGUGAAUCUUUUUUGCCUGGCGGUGGGCAGACCGGAGCCGACCGUCACCUGGAAGGACUUCAAAUACGGUCUCUUGAGCGAAGGCGAGUUUCUGGAAAUCACAGAAAUCAAGCGGCAUCAAGCGGAGGAAUUUGAAUGCAUCACCAACAACGGUGUGGCGCCGCCAGACACGCACCGUGUCAAGGUCACCGUCAACUAUCCACCAGUAAUCACAGACGUUAAGAACAUGCCCGCCCAGCUGGGAAAAACUGCAAUCUUACGCUGUGAAGCUAUGGCGGUGCCCACCGCGUCCUUUGAAUGGUACCGGGAUGACCGAAGGCCGGUAGAGAGCGAUAACACGCUGAAGAUUAAAAACGAGAAAACACGUUCCCUGCUGCUCUUCACCAACGUCACAGAAAAACACUUUGGCAACUACACCUGUUUCGCCUCCAACCGUCUCGGGGCUUCCAAUGCCAGCAUGUUACUCUUCAGGCCCGGGGCCGUGUACGGCGGAGCGGCGUCUCUGAACGGCCGUUUAUCAGAAGUCGGUCUGUGGUUCUGCCUCUCCAUGUCUGUUCUGAUGAAGGUCUAAAACUUUCCCGCUUCGGAAGGAGUCUUUAAAUACGAACCCAUCACUGUGAACAAAAAGAAAUUAUGCAUUAAUCCAGGAGCCAUCGCUACAUCACUCGGUCAUUCCUUCCUCUUCCCAUUCACGCCCGGUCGCAUAUCACCGCUUCACUCCUCCCUCCCGUCGCCAACGAUGGUCACCUUUUAUCGUCCAAACCUGAAAUGUGAUGCAAAUGAUGUGAACGACAAGUGUAAUGCCAGUUGGGUGUCUCUUGAUGUGCGUGCUGGACAUGCUGGUUGUAAAGUGACGUGUCGACGAUGACGUUUGCGAUGUUCGGGUGACCCUCUCAAAGCUGUUCACCAGUGGGCCCGUCGGAUCCCGGCGCAGAGAUCCGAGCUGAACGGUGGUGCAUUCUGACGUGCGUAGCUACUAUGAAUGAUGUCAAACCACAUGUUUUCUUUCUAGCGAGGAGGGCCGUGUCAUCUCGGCCCCUCGUUUGCGUUCAUUUGGGCUCUCGACCCAAAGCAAACGUCUGACCUGCGUCCAGCCCUCAUAUUGUCCUCAGUCUGUCCAUCACUCAGAUCGUCAGUCCUUCACACUCAGUGUAAAUAUAUAUGCAGUAGAGGCCCCUCAUUCCAGCAGCAAAAACUACAUUUCCCAUCAGCCUCUCUGUUUCAGCCUUUCGGCUCGGAGGAUAUUGCUGCCUUUAAGUCACGAUGGAAUGAUCGUAUUUACGAGAUUUACAACCGUACUGUCAUUAUUAGCCGAGAACCAUUGGUAUUGAUAGUAAGAAGUUUAGUUUGUACACAUUUAGUGUUGCUUUCCUGUGUUUGACGGGAACUUAAAAAAGAUAAGUGCUUUAAAUUACUUUUCAAACUCGUUGCAAAGUAUAAAAAAUAGAUGUAGUGUUGGAAAUUAAAGUAUUUGGACACUUUUUGGUUGUCGAAUGUUGGUUAAUAAAAUAAACUACAGCUGUAGACGUCACUCAUCCGCUAAAACUCAUUUUUAACAUGCAAAUGUAGUUUAGAAAAGUCAGAAAGACUGCAGCUUUUCAGAACUGUUUGAAUGUGUCAUUGCAACUCAUAAGAAAGACUACAACGUUUCAUAAUUAUUUAAAUGCAUCAUUGCAACUCAUAAACAAGAGUGCAACUUUUCAGUAUUUUUUGAAUGCAUCAUUGCAACUCUUGAGUGAAACUUUUCUGAAUUAUUUGAAUGCAUCAUUGGAAUUCAUAAGAGUGCAACUUUUCCAAAUUAUUUAAAUGCAUAAUUGCAACUCAUUAGUAAUAGUGCAACUUUUCAGUAUUAUUUGAAUGCAUCAUUGCAACUCUUAUGAGUGCAACUUUUCAGAAUUAUUUAAAUACAUCACUGCAACUUAUAAGAGUGCAACUUUUCAGAAUUAUUUGAAUGCAUUGUUGCAACUCUUAAGAGUGCAACUUUUCGUAAUUAUUUAAAUGCAUCACUGCAAAUGAAAAGAGUGCAACUUUUCAGAAUUAUUUGAAUGCAUCAUUGCAACUCAUAAGUAAGAGUGCAACUUUUCAGAAUUAUUCAAAAGCGUUGUUGCAACUCGUAAGUAGGAACUUUCCACAAAGACUUGAAGGCAGCAGAAGUUUCUGGCAUCUCCUGGCCUGAAACGGUUCAUUGACUUCUUGUUGCUUGUGGAUAGCAUGUACCGGUUAGAAAUGUCCCUCUUGUGACCUCACUUCCUGCACCGACCCCGUUUUAACCCCCUGCACUGUGUACAUUUUAAUCUGCAAGGUUAACUGCUAUUACUUUUUUGGUGUUAAUAAUGAUUAUAAUGAUGAUGAUGAUGAUGAUGAUGACAAUGUUAAUAAGUAUUUGAAUAAAUAUGAUAGUAAUUCCAUGUGAGAAAAAAAAAAACGUCAGAGCUGAUCGCAAGCCAUGUGUGUGAAAAUAUUUUGUACUAAAAAUCACUGAAUUCAUCGAACGGCAAAAAGAAAAAAAAAAAACUUUUUGAAGUAUCGUGCUCUGUUUUACCAUGAUUAACUUUUUUAAAACAGAAGUAAUUUCGACUCGUCCGUAAAAGAGAGCAAUCAGUGAAAUGUGAGGGCGCUUACACGCUAGACAGAUCUGAUUUGAGCAUGUGAAAAUGGGCGUAGAAAUACAAAUUGAACAAAUAUACAGUACAAAGUGCAGUGUUGCUUUUUCAAACCGUUACAUUUGUCCACCGUCUUUGUCAUGCACCAUCCCCAUUGAGCUGUGCGUUUGCAUUGUAAACUCUAGCGUGUAGGCGUCCUAAUAUCAUUUCAAAUGUGUACUGUAUUUUUUUCCCAUGCUGUUGAUGACUGUAAUGUAUGAUAUAUUCUGCAGUAAUGAUGUAAUGCUCAUGUCUGCCUCGAUGACAUAACCAAAACCCUCAGUAUCCUGCAGUUACGUACGGUCGUGUUAGUGCGAUGCUGUGUUCCAUUCAGAGACGAUUGUUGGAUAUUCCUGUGAUAUCAAGUUGCAACAAAAAAAGUGCAUGCAUUUACUGCAUGUAUUAUGUUUGGAAAAUGACAUACAAGGAAAGAAAAUGGCAAUUUACAAUUUUUGUUGUCAGCAGUCUUCUCGCAACAAAAUUGCGAUGCUAUGCAAUGCUAGCAUUAGUUCUGUAGAUGUGCGUUUAACAGACAGGAGCAUUCAACUUGUUUUAUGCAUAUUUUCUAAACAUUUUGUACAGAGCCCUGCUCAUGACAUGCAGAAAAAAUACAUAUAUCAUGGCCACGUAUUAAGAAUUUGUUUCUAUGACUAAUUAAUUUGUUCCCUUUUUUUGUAAAUCGUGGCCACACUGUACUAAUUUGUUCCCUCGUUUUAGUUAUUUAGUAAAUCGUGGUCAUGCUGUAGGCUAUUAAUUUGUUCUCUCGUUAGUAAGUCAUGGCCACAUUCAUUCUCUCAUUUUAGUAAAUUGUGGCCAUGUCCUCAUGUCCUACUAAUUUGUUCUCUCGUUUUAGUAAAUCGUGGCCACAUCAUAUACCAAUUCCUUCCUUUUUUUUUUUUUUUUUUGUAAAUCACGGCCACAUUGUACUAAUUUGUUCCCUUUUUUAGCAUGUCCUACUAAUCCAUUCCCUCAUUUUAGUAAAACAUGGCCAAGUCAUACUAAUUCAUUCCCUCGUUUUAGUAAAUCGUGGACACAACAUACUAUUUAGUUCCCUGAUUUUAGUAAAUCGUGGCCAUGUCAUACUAAUUCGUUACAUUGUUUAAUUAAUUAAAUAAAAACGAGGCAACAAAUUCGUACAACAUGAUUUAAUAUAAGGUGGGAACGAAUUAAGUCGUGGGAGCAAAUUCUUCAUUUGCGGCCGCUAUUUAACUAAAGCAAGGGAAAACACAUUGUCCGCAUGUCAUGUGCGGGGCUUCUUAAUUUUGUCCCAAUAUAUAGGCUACGGGAAUUUUUUAAUCACAGUGCAUUUUAUUUAUGCUGUACAUCUGUGUCUGAAUUUCUGCACAAAUUUUCAAAUUGCAAGUCUGACCUGAUGUUGCGUUGGACUGCACUCCAAGUAGUUGGAAAAUCCAACACUCCGAGCUGAAUGGGACGCAGUACUAGAUUCUAUGCGCCGCCUCUUUCUUCCCGUUCAGAAUCAGAUUAGCGGGAGAUAAAGAUGUAAUUAGCCAGCGACUGCGACUCGCUAAGCAAGCGGAGCGUCAUAUUCUCUCCGUCCCCCAUCUGGUGAGUGGCAUAGCUCAUAAAUCAAGCUCAGUCCGGGUGCUGACAGAAUCCUCUUCAAGGACAGCUGUGCCUUUGAGUCUCGAGCCCGAUGUGGAGUCCGAUCCCCUACAGGCUAAUUAACCGCCACUUAAGAGCACACGGCGAAGAGGCUUUGACGUAAAGCAGCGGUGCACGACUUAACGCGCUGCGGCCGCUGCGCUGCUUUAUGCAACCGUUCGCAAUGACCCUGCAUGAGCGCUGACCGUUCAGUUUGCAAUGUUAAUGCUGUAUAUACUCUAAUACGAUAAUGUUCUCCCUGAAUAUGUGCUUCAUUAUUGCAUUCCAGCCAGCAAUAACCCCGGAAUAAAGCCGAAACCUAUUUAAUGUCCAAUUUAAAGUCUGAGGGGCCACUAUGCUGUUAUUAAUGAAUGCUGAAGACUGUGCGUUUCGUACGCUGUGCGCUGAUGAAAGAUAUUGCAUACUGCUUAGUACAAGUAGGCUACACAGUGGCCACAAAAAGUAUUUGUAUGCUUAAAUGACACUUAAAAAUAUCUGAUUGACUUUGCAUUAGAAAUGAUAAAACAAUAGAUAUAGUGUUGGAAAUUAACAUUUUAAAAUAUUGGAACACUUUCUGGUUGAG